Engraulis encrasicolus (European anchovy) is the source of this 4778-nucleotide messenger RNA. Its product is annotated as calphotin-like. The transcript is spliced from 11 exons. NCBI's taxonomy places the organism in Eukaryota, Metazoa, Chordata, Actinopteri, Clupeiformes, Engraulidae. Bases 527 to 3544 code for a protein of 1005 amino acids. The record is from RefSeq and is a predicted model, not a curated record.
CAUAGGCACAUUAAUUCCCAAACCAGAGGAAGGGAAUACUUCACCAUUGUGAAUGUUCAAUGCAUUUUCCCGCACUCUAGUUAAUUUAUGUUGAAUCUUAACCUCAUGACAAGGAUAGAGAGUAGUAGAUGUCAGCCUUUUAGCAUGGCAAUCCUCAUGGGCCAUUGUCUUGGUAUGGGUGUUUCUCAAUCUAUCAGCAUAUUUGCGCUUGAGGUUCAUGUAAGCAGCGUUACCCAUGGCACUAAUGAAUUUGAGACGUUCGCCCUAUAGACAGGGGUGUUAAAUUCUUUCUUCGGAACGACUUUGUCAUGAGCAUUCCUGUUCAACUGGUGGAGAAGUCAUGUGGGCAUGGCUUUGCGGUUGUAAUUUCUGAAUAAAUAUUGAUCGUAAUCUUAUCCUCGUGUUCAUAAAUUCCAUGACGAGUCACCGUUGAAUUAAAUGUGACUGUGCUAUUCUAAAUAUGGAACAAUGAAUUUGAAGUGGACAUGCCGAACAGGUCACAAUUUCAGGUUUUAGCAGAGGAGCCAUGACUUCGAAGGACGUGGAUAGAGAGACAGUGUUUUUGACGACCAAAGUGCGCACGUCACUGAAAUCUGACGGCUGUUGGAUUCAAAGCCGUGCCGGACCAGAACCUGAGGAAAAAACUAAGCCCUGUGUCCCAGUAAUUGAGAGAAAAAGUUCAGGAAUGAACAUUGCAGAGAUCCCCAACACUAAUGGCAGUGGUGAGAGCCCGAAACCUGACAAACCUCCCCUGCCACGCAAGAGCUCCUACGUUCUUUCAACUCUCAAGAGGUUUGAGGCCACUGAGGAACCCAAAAUCUCCCCAGACAAGACCCACUAUGCUAAAAGGGUGAUUGUUUCAGAUGACAUUGAAGGAAAGAAUGCAUCAGAGGAUGUUGGCAUAGUGACAGAUGAGCCAAUCAUUGAUACUCCUGUGGCUCAGAGUGUGGAAAUCUCUUUGAAUGGAUGUCCUGCCGAAGUAGUGGUAGAGGCAGUACCCGCAGUUCCUGUGGAAGAACCAUCGGAAGUUCCUGCAGUUCCAAUAGAAACAACCCCAGAUGUUCCUGCAGUUCCAAUAGAAGCAUCCCCAGAAGUUCCUGCAGUUCCUGUAGACACAGGAGUGGCUGCAGAGGCAGCUCUUGAAGUUGAGGCAGUCCCUGAAGUUCCAGCAGUUCCAGUGGAAUCAGCACCUGAGGUUCCUGAGGUUUCUUUGGAUACAACUCCAGAGAUUUCCGCUGUUCCUCUGGAAACAGUCCCAGAGGUUCUUGCAGUGGCAGUAGAGGCAGCUCCUGAAAUUCUUGCUGCUCCAAUUGAAACGGCACCUGAAGUUCCUGCAGUGGCUGCAGGGGCAACUUCAGAAGCUGUGUCUGAGGUUUCUGUGGCUGCAACUCCUGAGGUACCUGAAGCUCCAGUAGAAGCAGUCCCUCAAGCUGAAGCAAUCCCUGAAGUUCCCGCCAUUCCAGCACCUGAGGUGUUUGCAGAUACAACUCUUGACGUUCCUGUGGAAGCAGCCGUUAAAGCUGAGCCAGUUCCUGAAGUUCCUGCUGUCCUUGAUGAAGCCCCUGAGGUACCUAAUGCGUCAGUGGAGGCAGCUACUGAGUUACCUGCUGUUUCCGCAGAAGAAGUACCUGAAGUUCUGGCAGUUGCUGCAGAAGUAGCACUGGAAGUUGAAAUCGCUCCUGUUGAAACAGCCACCGAGGCUCCAGCAGCUGUGGCAGAAGACAACUCCAAAGUUGUUGAAACCAUCUCUGAAGUUGCUGCUGCUCAAGUGGAAGUAGCUGCAGCCGUGGUGGAAGAGGCUGCUGAAGUCACUCCAGUCGCUGUAGAGGUAGCCGUUGAAGUUGAAGCAGUGCCUGCAGUUCCUGCAAUUCCAGUAGAAGUCCCUGAUGUUCCUGUGGAAGUCACCUCUGAAGUUCCUGCUGUUUCCGUUGAAGCAGCCCCUGAGGUGUCUACUGUUCCUGUGAAAGUGGUGGAAGUGGCUCCUGAAGUUGUCAUAGAGCCCGCCCUUGAUGUUCCUGAAGUUGCUCCUGUCGAGACAGCGACUGAAGUUCCUGAAAUCCCAACAGUGGCUGACAUCCCAGCUCCCACACCUGUGGAAACAGCUGCUGAAGCUGAAGCUGUUGAAACACCCAAAAUUGCUCCUGUGGAGACAGCAGUUGUGGAGACACUUGCAGUUGCUGUGGUCGAAACAGCCCCUGAAGCACCUGAAGUAGAGCCAGUACCUGAAACACCAACAGUUGAAGUUGUAGACACAGCACCUGAAGCACCAGCAGCUGAGGUUGUAGAGACAGUGCCUGAACCACCAGCUGAUGAAGUAGCGGCAACAGCUGUAGCGGUUGUGGCUGUAGCAGUAGCAGCUGCAGUUGUAGAGGCUGUACCUGAACCAACAGUUGAAGUUGUAGACACAGCACCUGAAGCACCAGCAGCUGAUGUUGUAGAGACAGUGCCUGAACCACCAGCUGAUGAAGUAGCGGCAACAGCUGUAGCGGUUGUGGCUGUAGCAGUAGCAGCUGCAGUUGUAGAGGCUGUACCUGAACCAACAGUUGAAGUUGUAGGCACAGCACCUGAAGCCGCAGCAGCUGAGGUUGUAGAGGCAGUAUCUGAACUACCAGUAGUUGAAGCAGUUGUAGAGGCUGUACCUGAAACACCAGAAGCUGCAUUAGAGUCUGUGCCCGAGGCACCAGCUGUUGAAGUAGCAACAGUACCUGUAGAGGUUGUUGCUGAAACACCAGUGACUGCAGUAGUGGAAGCUGUGGCCGAAUCGCCAGCAGUUGAGGUGGUAGAGGCAGUUCUUGAACCAGCAGUUGAAGCUGCAGUAGAGUCUGUGCCCGAGCCACCAGCGGUUGAAGUAGCAGCAGUACCUGUAGAGGUUGUGUCUGAAACAUCAGCGGCUGAAGUGGUGGAGGCUGUGGCUGAACCGCCAGCAGUUGUAGCUGUAGAAGCAGUCCCUGAACCAGCAGUUGAAGCAGAAGUAACAGCAGCACCUGUGGAGGCAGUAGCUGCGGAGGCAGCACCUGUGGAGGCAGCACCUGAAACACCAGCAGCUGCAGUAGUGGAGGCUGUGGCCGAAACACCAGCAGCAGAAGCUGAAAUCACACCUGCAGUGGCUUCAGAGGUGUCUGCUGGAGCACCUGCAGAGGUUCCUGUGGAGCCAUCGGAGACCACGCCUGAACCAGAGACAGAAGUCAUAACGGCCAUGCAGCAACCAGUGGUAGAGUCAGCAUUGGCCCCAGAUGAUGCCCUCAAGUUGUCCGAGGCUGUGGAUGAGAGCACUGAAAAGAUUGCAGAAAAACAACCUGAAGAGUCACCAACAAUUAUUACCGGUCCAUCUGUGUGCACACAUUGUAAGGAGGUAAUUGAUGGUGAUGUCAGAAUCCGCGUGGACGACCCCCCAAUCUGUUGCCAUCCAGAGUGCUUCAAGUGUGGGAAAUGCCAGAAGAGUUUGGGCAAUCUGGACUUGAGAAUGUUUCCCCAUGGAGACUGCAUCAUCUGCGAAGAAUGCUUUGAUACAAUUUACCACAUCAGAAAUGUUGCCACCGUAUAAAGCAUCUGUGAACUCAUCCAUGUAUCUAAGGUCAUGUCCAUAUCCAAUAAGUCAGUCAAGCAUUAUCCAAGCAUAUGCCAAACAAAUGUAAACAUCAGCAUAGUGCCUAUAUGACACUGGCCUUUUGUUUAUUAUUUACUUUCUCAUAUCAAUACAUACAUAUUUUUCCUAUUGUGUAUAUUUAAGGUGUUAUUUGUUUAUUCACGUAUAAUGAUAUCUGUAAACAACUCUGUGCUGUCCAAGUAUAUAUACGUACGUACUGUCCAUUUAUAUUCAUUUAUGUAUGACACGUUUGAUUUAAUAAAAUUGUAAAUUUAUUCCAUAUUAAUUGCAGGUCAACUGACAUUCAUGUGAGCACUUGCACAUCCUUUUCCAUGUAUAGUGUCUGUGUGUUAGAGCAGAAAAUGAAUGCUUCCAGUCAGAGAAUUCAAAAUAUUCAAAUUAUUUAACCAAAUGUAUUGGAGAGAGUUGCACUACGUGCUUGUUAUUGUGACAUUAUUACGGGGACAAAACUCUCAGUCCAUUUUGUAUGUGCUUAGUUUACACUCAAAAAAAGAUUAGCCGUGUGCAGAGAAAGACAGGAAGAAAGAUAGAGAGACACAGAGUGGAGGAGGCACGCAUGGUAGCACCAAUUCUUGUCAUCAUUAUCUGAAAGUCACUUUGAACAGUGCUUUGACAAUGCAAUAGCAAUUAUGUACUCACUGUAGUUAAAUAAUUGUUACCACUGUCAGUUUCAAACCAACAGUCAAACCACAGUCAUACUGCAGAAGGUGUGUAGCACGGGCACACAAUAUACACACAGAAGAUACAAACACAAGGCUAUAUAGGGCACUUGUAUGAAACAAGGCUACAAAAGCAGCACAGCAGAGACCAGUCCAGCAGCAGCAAUAUGACAAAUAUCGCCAUUUGGGUUACCUCCGAGGUCCAAGCCUGAUAUUCUGUAGGCAUGAAAAUACUCAGGCGUUGGGGAAAUAGUACGACACAUACGGUACAUGAGGUCAGGAACCUCCCCACUGGUGUCGAUGGCGUGACCAGCAGAGUGUGGAGUGGAUGGUGACCUGACGUUAGACAGCAAGCCAAAGCUGAAUUCAACUCUCGGCCCUGAUGCUCGAACUGUGUGGUAGUGAGCGGUACCUAUUACCGCAUGCCACCACUGGGAUCACAUCGUAUUGGUUUUCAAAUCACAUUCGCAUUCUUGGUAACCCGUCCUUCAAACACGGCUGCUGUGAUGUAA